Molecule: messenger RNA, 2473 nt
Organism: Acipenser ruthenus (sterlet)
Lineage: Eukaryota; Metazoa; Chordata; Actinopteri; Acipenseriformes; Acipenseridae
Product: protein YIF1A
Exons: 8
Coding region: 201-1130 (309 amino acids)
Biological process (GO): endoplasmic reticulum to Golgi vesicle-mediated transport
Cellular component (GO): COPII-coated ER to Golgi transport vesicle; endoplasmic reticulum-Golgi intermediate compartment; endoplasmic reticulum membrane
Source: RefSeq, a predicted model, not a curated record
GACGCUCGAACUUGCCACGUAGGCUUCUACGUCGGUCAAUCGCUUUUGUGGGGGGGAGAGAGGGCGUUUUGUCGUGAGCUGGUUUUUGGAAAAGAAUGUCUAGAUAGUUUUUAAACAAAUACUUAAUAAAUAAAUAAAAAUUGUCUUCUAAAUAAGUAAUUUACAGAUAGCUUGCAUACAUUUUGUAUUUAGUUUUGGGUAUGGCUUACCAACAAGGAUAUCGACCCAGCCCCAAGCACCGAGCUCCCCGUGGCCCCGCCCCCGCCAUGGGCGGUCCCACCCAGCUGUUCGACGACACCAGCGCGGGGAUGCCCCCUCAACACCCGGGGGGCUACCCCAGCCAGCCGGGGGGCUACCCCCAGCAGGGCUACGACAUGGGGGGCUUCAGCGUGGACAGCAUCUUCACGGACCCCGUGGCGAACGUAGCGAUGGCGUACGGCUCCAGCAUGGCCAACCAGGGCAAGGAUAUGGUCAGCAAAGAGAUUGACAGAUUCGUCUCGAUCAACAAGCUGAAGUAUUUCUUUGCUGUCGACACAAAGUAUGUGAUGAAGAAACUGGCUCUGCUCAUGUUUCCAUACACGCACCAGAACUGGGAAGUGCGUUACCACAGAGAUUCCCCCAUGACUCCAAGACAUGACGUCAACGCUCCUGAUCUCUACAUCCCCUCCAUGGCGUUCAUCACUUACAUCCUCUUGGCUGGGAUGGCUCUGGGGAUACAGAAAAGGUUCUCUCCGGAGGUGCUGGGGGUGUGUGCCAGCACGGCUCUGGUGUGGAUGAUCAUCGAGGUGCUGGCUCUCUUGCUCAGCCUCUACCUGGUCACAGUGCACAGCGAGCUCACCGCCUUCGACCUGCUGGCCUACAGCGGCUACAAGUAUGUGGGAAUGAUCCUCACGGUGGCGAGCGGGCUCUUAUUCGGGAGCGAUGGUUACUAUGUAGCCCUGGCCUGGACCUCCUGUGCCCUCAUGUUCUUCAUAGUGCGAUCCCUGCGCAUGAAGAUUCUGGCCACCGCGUCGUCCGAGGGCGUGGUCAGCCACAACGCCAAGAACCGCAUCCGGAUCUACAUCACCGUGGCGACGGCGGGAUUCCAGCCGCUCAUGAUCUACUGGCUGACCUUUCACCUCAUCAGAUGAGGAGGGGGGGGCGGAGCUGGACUGGCCACACCCCUGACUCCUCCUCCUCCUCCUCCUCCUCCUCACCCCCUCACCUCCCCUGCUUGCAAAACAAACUUUUUUGGGGAUUGAAAAGGAGAAUUUGCGUGCUUUAUUUAAGUGAACAUGUCCCAGUGUUUUUUUGUUUUUUUUUAUAUAUAUAUAAAGGUGGCUGUUUAAUUUCUCACUCAUGUAGGUUAACCCUGUGUUAUUGAAGAUGGAUUGGUAGUGGUUUAACAGAUGUUUGCAGACAGGGGGCGCCGCAGGGCGCAGUCUCAUGCUGGAGCACACAAGAGAGGGGACGCAGAAUUCAUCUCCCGGCUAUGGCAGGAACGUCCGCGUCGUGUGUGUGUGUGCGGGACUCGUAGCUCCCGCGAACCUUUUUUAAAAGAUGAAUCGUGCGUCCCGCAGGGAGAGUGGCCCGGGUGUGGAAUAUCAUCACAAUGAUUUGUUGAAGCGUUCCAGUGGGGAUAGAGGAGGGUGAGGCAUCUCUUUACAUUUCUCGGAUAAUGUUUGAAAUUCAACAGCGCUGGUGCAUGCAGGUAGGUCCCAGCCCUGCAGAGUCUGCAUUUUUAACAGGAGUUUGGGGGUUUGCAUUAAAAGUCACAGAGUGUUUUUCUUUUAUAUAAAAUUUUUUUUUUUUUCAUUCUCAUUUACCACAAUAGACAUUUAACAGGCUUUAGAAGUUUUGUAAAUUGAGCGUGGAAUUGAUUUUUUUUUAUUAAUAAUAAUAAUAAUAAUAAUAAUAAUAAUAAUAAUAAUAAUUUUGGAUUUAGCAUUUCAAAAGAAAACUAGUGUUGGCUAAACUGUUUAAAAAGCCUGCCCACGCUUUAAACGUGAUUUUUUUUUAUAUAUAUAUAUAUAUAUAUAUAUAUAUAUAUAUAUAUAUAUAUAUAUAUAUAUAUAUAUAUAUAUACAUAUACACAUGCGCGCACACACAAGGAAAUGAAAACCCACAGUUAUUAGUAAUAGUCUCUUUGGCAACUGCCUUUAUCCAAGACAGCUCGAUCCAGUCCUGGUUUCACUAGGAGUUUAAUAAUCAGACACACCUGAGCUUGUUAGCUAGACACACUGGGGGCUGAUCAAGCUGGUAGCAGUAAAACCUGGAACGGAUCACACUGCUGUGCGAUAGGAGUCUGAUUCCCAGCCCUAUAAUUUGUGCUUGGUGUUUUUAAACACUGAAUAUUUUGCAGUAUUUUUAUAUUCACCAGGCGGAUACGAGAACAUUUUCGGUUUUUAACCGAGUUCAGAUUUUUUUUUUAAUUGUAUUAUUUUAUUUGUUUCUCAUGUGUAUUUUUUAUUUUUAAAUAAACUACACAACUGCA